This is a messenger RNA of Cylicocyclus nassatus, 366 nucleotides long. NCBI's taxonomy places the organism in Eukaryota, Metazoa, Nematoda, Chromadorea, Rhabditida, Strongylidae. The record is from the annotation of a GenBank genome assembly.
AUGAUUUUACUUCGUCAAGUCGUUACUGUUUUUGCUUUUGUUGCUUGUGCAGCGGCUCUGGAGUGCUAUACAGGAGAAUCGGAGGAUAAAGAGAAACCAAACAAUGUAACCACAGCAUGCGCGGAUUCCUUUUGCUACAGAGUUUAUGGGAAAUUGAGUCAUAUAUGGGAGGAUGAUGACCAAGACUUCAUCAAUAUGUAUGGCUGUGACUCUGGAGUAUGCAAGGAAGAAGGCUGCUCGGACGUAGAGGAAUUAACCCUAUGCUGCUGCAAUGAAGAUCUCUGCAAUUAUGACAUUGCCGGGUCAGAAAGACUUUCAGCGACAUUUUCAUUUCUAUCCAUUCUUACUGCAAAGCUCAUAACUUAG